Molecule: messenger RNA, 1287 nt
Organism: Prunus armeniaca (apricot)
Lineage: Eukaryota; Viridiplantae; Streptophyta; Magnoliopsida; Rosales; Rosaceae
Source: the annotation of a GenBank genome assembly
AUGUCAAAAAGUGUGAUCGUUGCCAACGGUACAAGCCGAUUCCCUAAUUUGCCUGCCGAAGUUUAUCAUCCGCAAAACAGUCCAUGGCCAUUCAUGCAAUGGGCCAUCGACUUAGUGGGUCCCUUGCCACCGGCGCCCGCCAAGAAAGAAAUGAUGAUCGUCGCCACCGACUACUUCACUAAAUGGAUCGAGGCUGAAGCUCUAUCCUCUACUAAAGAAGCCGAUGUGGAGCGAUUCAUCUGGAGAAACAUCAUAUGCCGAUUUGGCUGCCCACAAUCGCUGGUCACUGAUAAUGGCUCACAGUUCAUUGGCAAGCAUAUCACCGCCUUCUUUGCGAAAUACAAGAUCAAACAACACCUGUCAACUCCGAGGUAUCCACAAGGAAAUGGGCAGGCCGAGGCAUCCAACAAAGUCAUAUUGGACUGCUUGAAGAAGAGGCUAGAAGGCGCCGAAGGAAAAUGGGUGGAUGAACUCCCUGGAGUACUAUGGGCUUAUCGCACCACCAAGCGAAGGUCAACUGGUGAAACCCCAUUCUCCCUCGCCUAUGGGACGGAAGCAAUCAUCCCUCCUCACAUCACAGUCCCCUCUAUAAACCUCGAGGUGGGCAGUGUUGACCAGAACUCCAAGCAAAUGAGGCUCAACCUUGACCUACUUGAGGGCGAACGUGAGAAGACCAUUAUCCGAGUCGCCUCCUACCAGCAGCAGUUGAAGUCGUACUACGACAAAAGAGCUAAGGUCAGACAGUUUCAACCAGGCGACCUCGUGCUAAGAAAGGCUUUCAUCACCGCACCAAGACAAGGGUCGAAAAAGAUGAAUCCCAACUGGGAAGGCCCUUAUGUGAUCAGCCGGUCCGGGGGCAGAGGAAGCUACACAUUGGACACCAUGGAUGGGAAGCAAAUACCACGACAAUGGAAUGUUCACCAUCUCCGAAAUUUCUCAUUCCAAAAUGUCUUAUCUGCCUACAAAACACAAGCAGUUGCCCAUAAGCAGCGUCCUAAGGGAGACGCAGGGCGACGACCAAAGCGUCCUUCGGGAGACGCAGCCCGUAAAAAGCGUCCUAAGGGAGACGCAGGGUGCGCCAGGAAUUUCUUAAAAGGAGGUCUCCAUGCCUUCUGCGGGAAGUAUCCAGGUUCCUAUCCGUUUCCUAAGGGAGGCAGGAUAGACACGCAGUUGCCCAUAAGCAGCGUCCUAAGGGAGACGCAGGGCGACGACCAAAGCGUCCUUCGGGAGACGCAGCCCGUAAAAAGCGUCCUAAGGGAGACGCAGGGUGCGCCAGGAAUUUCUUAA